Vitis vinifera (wine grape) is the source of this 1885-nucleotide messenger RNA. Its product is annotated as GCN5-related N-acetyltransferase 5, chloroplastic. Gene Ontology annotation, molecular function: acyltransferase activity, transferring groups other than amino-acyl groups. The coding region runs from base 112 to 1041 and encodes 309 amino acids. The transcript has 2 exons. Lineage: Eukaryota; Viridiplantae; Streptophyta; Magnoliopsida; Vitales; Vitaceae. The record is from RefSeq and is a predicted model, not a curated record.
UUUUAUUUUAUUUUUGGUUAUUUUUUUUCCUCUCUUCUUCACAGUGACAGUUCUACUUCUAUUUCAUUCGCCUCAUCCACACAGCGAUUAGACUCAUAGACAGCUCCUGUUAUGGCUGCAACAGUUUCUCUCUCCUCCACCUUUGACACCCACCCCCACCACCACCACCACCAUAUCGCUCAUUUCAAACCCCGCCAUGCACCAUAUUUCAAUACCUUACUACCAAAGCCCAAACACCCUCUUCCCCUUCAACACAAAUCCGGCUGUUACCGCCUCGUACUACCUUUAUUUUCCUCCUCCGAUUCCCCUUCUUCAACCUCUUCAUUUUUCCAAGACCCACUAAGAACAGGUCGGUUUCUGAGCAAUGAAGAACUUGAGAAGCUCCGAAUUCUCGAAAAUUUCAGGUAUUCGCAUGAGUUCGAAUUUGGGUCUAUGUGGGUCCGGGUGAUGAGAGCAGAGGAGAUUGAUAUUACGGCUAAUUUGCUUGCCGAAUCGUUUGCGGUGUCCUUGUUAUUGCCUAUUGCGUAUGUGAAGCUGUUGGCGUACCUGGUGAAGCAGUAUUUGAUUGAGAAAAGAGCUUUAAUGCCGCAUACAGCAACGCUGGUUGGGUUUUACAAAGGUGUGGACGGUGGGGAAGAAGAAGAACAAUUGGCUGGGACUGUGGAGGUUUCUUUCAACAAGCGAGGAGCUAAUGCCUCUCCUCCCACACCCACUCCUCCCAAGAAUUCGCCUUAUAUUUGUAAUAUGACAGUCAGGGAGCCGCUUCGAAGGAGGGGCAUUGGUUGGAAUCUUUUAAAAGCAAGUGAGGAGCUGAUUUCUCAGAUGAGUUUGAUGAGAGACAUAUACUUGCACUGCAGAAUGAUUGAUGUAGCUCCCUUCAACAUGUAUACAAAAGCAGGUUACAAGAUUGUUAAGACAGACAGCAUCUUGAUCCUGUUGGCAUUGCAGAGGCGUAAGCACUUGAUGUGCAAGAAACUUCCAGUCCUAGACGACCCUUCAGAAAUCUAUUUGUCUGGCCCUGAUGAGGCACUUCAUGAGUAGACAUGUGGAAACUGCUAAUGUUCCUACUCUGCCACAUAAACUCAUAGUUUCUCGAGUAACCCACUCUUUUCCCUUUCUUUCCUCUCUCUAAACUUGUGGAGGAAUUACUGUUCUUUUUCCACUGCUUCUUUCUUUUUGAUAAGAUAUUCGGAUUUCUCUUUUCCUAACAUCUCCCUUGUAAGAUGUGUAUUUGAUUGCUAUCUUGGAUUCUCCUGGUACCAACAUUGUUCAUCCAGCUAGGUUGAUUUUUGGCUGUGUUCAAAUCUGAUGGUCCAUGCUCCAUUGCCUAUGUUUCAUCAUGUCUUUGGUAGAGAUCCAUUUUCUUGUGGUUGAGUUCCACUAGACAUGUCCAUCUUGCUCCAGCGUUGCCUAGUCAUACUAUUGUACAGAGAAACCACUGCUAAGUUCAUCAUUUGGCCUAACUUAUUCAUCUGUUUUUCUUAGUGAGCAGAGUCUGAAAUAAAACUUCUAUUCAAUGGUUGCAAAGAUAUCCUUGAUUACCUUAUCCCUUAUCCUAUCCUAUGCUCUCAAUCUUUGAAGCUAGUCCUUUGAGUUUUUUUAUUUAUCAUUUGAGUUGUUGCAUUGCUCGUCUUGCCAAGAUCAUGAAUGGAAUUGGGAGUGCCUUCAAAAACCAAGGGUCUAGAGAGAAGAAUAUUUCCAUUGGUAGCGGUGACCAGAAGUUCCAAUGCAAGGUUUUCUUCCUUCCCUCCUGUAUUGUUAUAUGUGGAUUCAUAUUUUGUAUAUGUAUCAACUUGAACUUUCUUCUCCCAUUUUUUUCCUUCAUCUUAUAGAGUGAAUAAAUUCAACAUCAACGAGUAUGAGUAUGAAUUUUGGAGUGAUUUAA